AAAACUGGAACAGUGUAUGUUGAGAAAUCGUGGCAUCGUCGCUUGGCAUCUUUUAAUUAGCUGUAUCGAAGAAGUCGAUAGCAGCAACUGCAAGCAAUCUACCCAACACAACACGGCCGGCGAUUAGAGCAGAGAAGAUAAGAGGAGAAAAGAUAGAUCGCAGCAGCAGCUGCAGUACCAAACCUUUCAGAAUGGACGAGAUUACGAAUGAUGAAUCAUCGUUGGCACGUAUUCAGCGACUGGAACAGGAACGUGAUGAAUUACGCAAAGAUAUUGAACAGUUAUGCAUGCAGCAAGCUGGGCCUGGCUAUCUUGCUGUGGCUACCCGAAUGCAUUUUCAAAGGACAGCUGGAUUGGAGCAGGAGAUUGAGAGCUUAAAAAAGAAGUUGGCCGCAUGCACAAGAGACAAUCUGAAUCUACAAGAGGAGCUUUCCGAGGCUUACAGAAUUAAAAGUCAAUUGGCAGAUCUACACAGCGCCGAGGUUUCCAAGAAUACAGAAGCUGAGAAGCAGGUAAAAUUUUUCCAGGGUUGUGUGGCUGCUGCUUUUGCUGAAAGGGACCAGGCUAUAAUUGAGGCUGAAAAGGCCAAGGAAAAGGAGGAUACAAUAUCACAACAAAUAAAUGGCAUGCAUAAAAGGAUAGAGGAGCUCACCUCAGAUAUUCUUAAACUAAAGGAAUUUAAUAAUGCUCUGCAGAUUGAUCAAGAAGGGCUUCUAGAACAAAAUGAAAAAUUCAAGAAGGUGAUUAAUAAGUUCUUUCAGAUCAGGCAAGAUUCUCAGAAUAUUUUUGAAGAUACAAGCUGGGAUGAUAAAUGUACAUGUCUAUUGGAUGACCCUGAGGAGGUGUGGAGUUUCAAUGAUGCUUCCACCUCUAAAUACAUUAGUGCAUUAGAGGAGCAGCUAGAGAGAGUUAGGAAUUCUGUGGAUCAUCUUCAAAAUAAACUAAGGGUGGGCUUGGAAAUUGAAAAUCAUUUGAAGAAGAGAGUCAAUGUUCUGGAAAAGAAACAUAUUUCAAUGGGCAAAGUGAUUGAGGAAGCCAUAGCAGACUUAAAACAUUAUCAUUUUAAGUAUAGGGAUCAUAUUAUGAAUUUACUUAGGGAUGGGGAAUCCAGUAUUCAAUCCAUAAUCAAUACAAUUGAUGAAAGAGUCAAGAGGUUUGAUCAGGGUACUGUACCAAAUUUGGCACCUCAAAGAGAUUCAGAACUAGAAGAGCAUGAAUGUCGGGAUGUGCAUAUAAGUCCCUCAGCUAAACCUAUCUUGGAGUCCAAGAGGGAUGCUCCUAGCUCACUGAUUGUAGAAGCUGGUGGAAAAGAUGAUGCAUCCGAUGCUUUAGCAAUGGCAUUGCAAGAAAAGGUUUCUACAUUGUUGCUGUUAUCACAGCAGGAAGAAAGACAUCUAUUGGAGAGAAAUGUAAAUUCAGCCCUUCAAAGUAAAGCUGAAGAACUUCAAAGGAACUUGUCACAGGUUACUAAUGAAAAGGUGAAAGCUCUCAUGGAAUUGGCGCAAUUAAAGCAGGAACAUCAAUUACUUCUGGAGAAAUUGGGUCACAACACUAGACAAGGAAAAGGUGUGGUUGACAUUGGAGAAAGAAAGCUUGUUACUCAUGAAAGGGAAGGAGCUUUAAAAAACUUACUGAACAAAUCAUAUUUGAAACGAUGGAUUGGCCCACUGGCUGUCACUGGAAAUGAAGUUGACGGCAGUCCAAAUAAUGAAGGGAAAAUAUUCAACCAAAGACCCAGCAGUGUGGAUUUUGCAAGGCUUAUGCUUACUUACAUGGUUUGCUUGUUGUUUAUCAGAAUGAAGAUUGAAAAUGCAACCCUUAAAGAAAGCAUGGAAAGCAUGGAGCAUCUAACAUCGUCAAUUCAUAGGCUUCGUCUCUCUCUGUUAAGGGCCAACGAGUCUUUGACUUCUGAAGGAUCAGUUUCCAGCAUUUCAGAAGUUCUUGAUGACAUAAUGAAUGAGGCAAAACUUUUAAGGACUGCUCUCGGAAGCUCCUUACCCAUCAGCUGGUCAGUCGAGGAAGAUGUGGGUUACAUUGGAGACAAUGUGGGCAGUGACACAGUACAUCAGGAAUGCAGUAGUGAUGAGAAGAUAGACACUGUUUCUGCUGCAGGGCUCGAAAUGGUGGAGCUUUUGAUUUUUGCAGCUCAGAUAUUGACAGACAUGCGAACCAUUAAGGUUCCUGAUAUAGAAGUUCUAUGAAGUGUUCCUUGUGUGAUAAUAUAAUAUGGUUAAUGGUGUGGUGUUCCCUGUAAUGGUAUGGAUGGGGCUUUGUACUUAUAGCUGCUCUUUCAUGCCUGGCUUUAAUCACCCAGGGUAAUGAUGUAAAGUUAAAAUUCAAAGGGGACUCUUAAUUGAAUUUGUUGAGGGGAGGAAAUGAAAGAUGUGUCCGAUACAGUGUCUCAAAUUCGAGUCGUUGAUGAUACUUGCAGUUAAAAAAAAGUUGUAUACAAACGCACAUCUUAUUCAAGUUUACAAUUGCAGAAGUUUGUUGUAUUUUUUAUUGGGUAAAAUGAGAAUUUGGACAUUGUAAA
Messenger RNA from Lotus japonicus, 2533 nucleotides. RefSeq lists its product as uncharacterized. The transcript has 18 exons. The record is from RefSeq and is a predicted model, not a curated record. The coding region runs from base 192 to 2201 and encodes 669 amino acids. Lineage: Eukaryota; Viridiplantae; Streptophyta; Magnoliopsida; Fabales; Fabaceae.